Molecule: messenger RNA, 2647 nt
Organism: Nanorana parkeri
Lineage: Eukaryota; Metazoa; Chordata; Amphibia; Anura; Dicroglossidae
Gene: ARMC3
Product: armadillo repeat containing 3
Exons: 18
Coding region: 1-2598 (865 amino acids)
Molecular function (GO): protein binding
Source: RefSeq, a predicted model, not a curated record
AUGGGGAAGAAAGUUAAGAAAGAAGUUGUUCCACCAGCAAAGGAUGUGUUCGAUCCAUUAGCAAUUGAAAGUAAGAAGGCCGAAACGGCGGUGUUGAUGCUGCAGUCUGCAGAACAAGAGAUUCUCACAAAGGCCUGUGAUGCCUUGUAUAAGUUUGCACAGAAAGGAGUUGAAAAUAAGGUAAAACUUCUAGGAUUCGGUGCGGUAGAAUCAUUAUCGAAGCUCAUCUCUCACGAAGAUAAGACAGUUCGCAGAAAUUCUGUCAUGGUGUGUGGGAUCAUGGCAGCACACAAUGACGUCCGGAAACUGAUGCGGAAGCUGGAUAUCAUACCUUCUUUAAUUGCUCGUCUUGUUCCAGAAGAGGAAGUAGUGGUCCAUGAGUUUUCCACUCUUUGCCUAGCACACAUGGCCACUGACUAUUGCAGCAAGGCAAGAAUUUUCGAGCUGAAUGGCUUAGGGCAUCUCAUCCGUUUACUAGGCAGCCCUGAUCCAGAUGUGAAGAAGAAUUCGGUUGAAUGUAUUUAUCUGUUGGCCCAGGAUUUCCAGAGCCGCAGUGCCGUGUGUGAAAACGAUGCUGUACCCCCGUUGUUGGAGCUCUUGAAGUCAGACUACCCGGUUAUUCAGCAGUUGUCUCUGAAGGCUCUUGGCAGUAUCAGCUGUGAAGCAGACUGCAGGCUGGCUCUCAAGGAGAACCAAGCCAUGGAUCAUCUCAUAAAAAUCCUGGAAGCAAAGGAGCUUAAUGACUUACACGUGGAGGCCCUUUUGAUAAUUGCUAACUGCCUUGAGGACGCAGAUACUGUGCAGCUUCUCCAGCAGUCAGGAGGACUCAAGAAGAUUCUGACCUUUGCGGAGACAUCUCCCCUGGCUGACAUACAGAGGAAUGCCGCCAAGGCCAUCGCCAAGUCAGCUCACAAUGCCGAGAACAGAAAAUUCUUCCAUGAACAAGAAGCCGAGAAGACUCUAUUGAACUUGCUGUCUACUGAUAAUGAUGGGGUUAAGACUGCUUCAUUGCAAGCUAUAUCUGCCAUGUGUGCAAGUGAAGCCAGCAAGGAUCUCUUCGGUGAGCAUGGAAUCCCUCAGAUAAUUCAUUUAUUGAACAAGGACAGCGCAGAGCUGCGAGAGGCUGCAGCAUUCACCAUGGCCAAUCUUACCACCGGUUCCCCGAGCAAUGCCAGCAAAGCGGCUGAGGCAGAUGGACCCGCGACAUUCAUUCAUCUGUUGUCAGAUAAAAGGGAUGGAGUGGUUACUAACGCCUGCAUGGUUCUCAUCAACAUGGCCGCACAGGAGUCUCUUCGGCCCAUUCUACAAGCUCAGGGUGUCAUGAACGCUUUGGUGGAACCGUUACAGUCCUCCAGCAAUCUGGUGCAGAGUAAAGCAGUGCUCACCGUGGCCGCAGUGGGGUGUGACGCAGAAGCCAGAGCUGAGUUUAGGAAUGCUGGUGGAUUGACCCAUCUUGUUAAACUUCUAAGCUCUAACUAUGAUGAUGUGCGGAGAAAUGCAUACUGGGCCGUCGCUGUGUGUGCAAAUGAAGAAUUGACUGCAGCUGAACUCUAUAGAUUGGGGGCUUAUGACGUUCUCCAGGAGAUAAAUCUUUCAGCAAGUCGCAGAAACAAUUUUAGCGAGCUGGCUCUGAACAAGAUGCUGGAUAAUAACCUUUCUCUGAAAUACAACCAGAAAGGAUUUUUAUCCUACACCAACCUCAUAAAUGAUGGAUUUUAUGACCACGGCCGGAUAAAACCUGAUGCAAAGUUACCAUCUCUGGAAGAACUUAGCAAACAGGAGCUGAACCAAAGCCGGGCAGUUAUUUUAAUCAAUACAAAAUUACCUGAACUUGCUACCCCAUCACCCCUUCCAGUGGAGGAGAAAACAGAGCCAAAUAUCAGACAGUCUCCAUCUUCACAGAGCAGAAGCGCCUCUAAAGAAAAAGGAGGUCGGGGUCAGUCACCAGUAGAAGACAAACAAGAACAUUCUUCGGGGCGAUCUCCUUCUGUAAGCCGUAGUAGGACGAAGGAGAAAUCUUCCAGCAAAGGAAAGGGCAAAGCGAAGAAGGAGGAAGAGAAGGUGAAAGAGGAAGAUGAGGUAUCCCGGGUCAUAGCUCAACCAGACCCCACUCCUGAGACCCUGCACUGGUUCCCACCAUGUGACAAGGAAUUAAAUGACUAUAUCUCAGAGGCGUCCACUACAAUCCUUCCUCUUCCACACCUCCGAGAGCAAGUGGUAGCUCUGGCACAGUUUGUGGCUGAAAGGAUGGGCGGUGCGAUAGAGAGAGAAGGAGUGCAUGAAUUCAGCUGGGAGCUCCAUAUCAGUGAACUUAAAUUUGAGCUGAACAGUAAUGUUGUUCCCAUCGGGAAGAUUAAGAAAGGGAUAUUCUAUCACCGAGCCCUGCUGUAUAAGGCUGUAGCAGACAGAAUUGGCAUCGCUUGUACUCUGGAACGGGGUGACUAUGGUCGUGCUUGGAAUGAAGUCAAGUUGUUCAGUGACUCACUGAGACCAGGGACAAAAGCUCUUCCAGAGAGUUACAUUGUGGAUCUCAUGCAUGAACCAGGCCGCCUAAUAAAGCACGGAACUGCGCAGGCCGAGAGCUAUCAGCAGAUAUGAGAAUUAUAUCCAGCUAACCGCUCAGGAUUUUUUUUCUUGAUAGCUCCAU